Molecule: messenger RNA, 1603 nt
Organism: Pieris napi
Lineage: Eukaryota; Metazoa; Arthropoda; Insecta; Lepidoptera; Pieridae
Gene: Trf2
Product: TATA box-binding protein-like 1
Exons: 4
Coding region: 311-1207 (298 amino acids)
Biological process (GO): DNA-templated transcription initiation
Molecular function (GO): general transcription initiation factor activity; DNA binding
Source: RefSeq, a predicted model, not a curated record
AUUCGGAUGGUAUUGAAAAAAAUAAAAAAACACUUUUGUUCUCGUCGUUCGAAUCGAAUAGAACAUGGCGGUGCUGAGCAGGACGUGUUGAAGAUUACAGUUUUUGCAUUCGCGAUUAGCAAUAUCAAUAAGCAAUAUUUAUAGUAAAAUUUUACCGUUCUGUGAAUUAUUGUUACUAUUUUUAGUUCAGCAUAGUGUUCUAGACAUUUAGAAUUUUUCAAUGAUAUUGCAAUGAAAAUUAUUACUUCACUGGUGGUGUAAAAAUAAUUGUGACAAAUAUAGCACAUUAUUUCAGGAAGCCGUGGAGGUCAUGGCUACACUCAUCCAAGAGAAUGGUAUUAAAGAAUUAAGCAAAGCUACACAUGGAGUAGUUAGUAACCAUGGAAUGUCUAAUCAUACACAUACAAUGCCUAGACACAUGGUACCCGACCAUGAAUAUUGUGAAGCAGGUAAUCCUGGACAGCCACCACAACAGGGCCUGGAUGUUGGAGAUGGAGUUCAGCCAAUGGCACAAGAAGAAGAGGAAGAAACUCCAGAAAUUGACAUAGUGAUAAACAAUGUUGUGUGUAGUUUUAGUGUUAAGUGCCACCUGAACUUGAGACAGAUUGCGUUGAAUGGUGUGAAUGUUGAAUUUCGACGCGAAAAUGGUAUGGUGACUAUGAAGCUGCGACGUCCUUACACGACUGCAUCAAUUUGGUCGUCAGGACGCAUUACAUGCACAGGUGCAACAAGUGAAGACCAAGCUAAAAUAGCAGCAAGGAGAUAUGCUCGGGCACUACAAAAGCUUGGUUUUCAAGCACGCUUCAGGAACUUUCGGGUAGUCAAUGUUCUUGGGACCUGUCGAAUGCCCUUUGGAAUUAAGAUCAUAGCAUUUUCAAAAAAAUAUAAGGAAGCAGACUAUGAACCAGAACUGCAUCCUGGUGUGACAUACAAACUGUAUAAUCCUAAGGCCACAUUGAAGAUAUUCUCUACGGGUGGAGUCACAAUUACAGCCCGCAGCGUGAACGACGUACAGUCAGCCGUCGAGCGCAUUUUCCCACUGGUGUACGAGUUCCGUAAGCCUCGUUCCGCAGCCGACGAAGAGGCGCUGCGGCAGAAGCGUGCCGCCCGCAACCGUCCGCCCGUGGAACUCCAGCCCCGCAGAGAGAAACCCCAAGACAACAUGAUCCUUGUCACCCUCUCCGAAGAAGAGAACGAAUGGGAGUGACCCGCUACCACCCAAAUACACCAGUUUGAGCAAUAACUAUCGGUUGUCAAUGAAUUGUCGGUUCGGUUCAUGCCAAAGAUAUUUAUUAGAGCGGGUCCUUCAGCUUCGUUCGAGCCGCGGCGACGCUUUGACUAUUGCGAUCGGAGGCCUAUUCCGAAACGUCAACCGAAUUAAUCUCUCUUAAUAAUUCUGAUUAACUCGAGAAACGUUUUGGAGUACGCGCCUCGGUGAUCCGAAACCAAAUCGUAGAGAAUAAAUCUCAAUAACGAUACUCAGUCUUUUCAUUUGCCGUUUCGUAGUGAUAAUAGUGUUCACAAUUGUUCUUAAGAUGUGAUGACUGAAUGAUGUUAGAUUAGUGAUUGUAAAUACAGCUUAGACAUUAUACGUUUCAAUAAA